AUGGCUUAUAAUGAAGAAGAUAGUAAAAAGUUGUCAGAAAAGUAUAAGAAAGAGGGACAUUUUGACAAGCUGAAAAGAGAAAUAUUAUCCAAUCCAUGGGAUAGUACAGAAAAGAAUAGUGAAUCAUUUGAGCAAGUGCUUCGGGAAAGAGUUGCCAGUACCGUAAAAGAAAUGGUUAACGAAGACGAAGAAUUAAUAUUUAAAAAUCGAGGGCUGACCAGUGCUUUGAUUGAAUCACAGUUGGUCAAAGACAAGUACUCAAAAUUGAGUAGUAAAAUAGAUAUGGAUAAUGGUGAUGCUACGAAGAGGUUUGAAUUAGACGAGUAUGUACACUCCAAGUUACAGGAUCCCAAACUAUUGGAAAUGAUAAAGGGACAACUUCAGGAAACGUUGGACUCUUAUGAAGAGGAAACAAUUGGACAUACGUAA
Messenger RNA from Saccharomyces paradoxus, 429 nucleotides. It is a transcript of the gene SHG1, whose product is annotated as Shg1p. The transcript has a single exon. NCBI's taxonomy places the organism in Eukaryota, Fungi, Ascomycota, Saccharomycetes, Saccharomycetales, Saccharomycetaceae. The record is from RefSeq and is a predicted model, not a curated record. Bases 1 to 429 code for a protein of 142 amino acids.